AUGAGAACAAGAAACGGAACUGAAACUCAUGAGGAAAAUACAACCUCGACACAGCCUCGAGGUCACAAGAGACAGUCUAGCAAGAAAGACUCAUCCGCGCCAGAACCAGAAGCCAAACAGGCAAAGAAGACCCAAGACUCCAAUGCCCAGGCAAAACCACCAACUACCGAUGAGCAGCCAGAGGCACAGAAGCCAACUCUCACAGAGAAAGACCUCGAGUUUGACUUUGACUAUUCGCAAAUCCGCGACCCUCGACGCACUCCAGGACGCGUCAAAAGACCACGUUAUGAAGAGAGAGAUCUCAGCGAAGAAUGGCUAUCGAAAUUCCACAUUCCCAAUCACAAAAGCCCACAUACAGAUCCUCUUUACACUUUCUACGACCUAUACAAAUGUCACAAGAAGGGUCCUGAUGGUUCUCCCACCUAUGACAGCGCAGGCUUCCAACUCGACUACAAGAAAGUUGAACAAUGGAUGAAGCCACAACGAUACAACAAGAAAAGUAUCAUGAAUGGCAUGGACCGAAGUCUGAAGAGAGCUGAAGAUGAGAAGCAAAUGGCGUAUGAGACGUUCUUCGUGGACGGCAAAGGACCAGAAGGUGAUAAGCUCGCAGUCAUGGAUCUGAUCAAGGAUCAAAUGUCUAAAGAUAUGAAUGUUCCAUUCCAUCAAAUUGAUGUUAAACAGAUGAAGAAAUGGGGUGAGAAGGGUUUCAAAAAGGUCAAGGUAGAUGAGUGGUGGUCCGAACUAAAUCAGGUUGAGAGAGAUCGUUUCAUGAAGAUGCAUGGGGGUUCAGCUCUGAGAAAGCAUUUGUAG
Molecule: messenger RNA, 810 nt
Organism: Fusarium poae
Lineage: Eukaryota; Fungi; Ascomycota; Sordariomycetes; Hypocreales; Nectriaceae
Exons: 1
Coding region: 1-810 (269 amino acids)
Source: RefSeq, a predicted model, not a curated record